AGUUUAAGAUAUCUUCGAAUCGGUAAAAGAUACUUUUCAAUUAAUCAAGUAAGAAUGUGUUCUGAUCAUCAAAAGGCUAAUGAAAGAUUAUUACAAUUGAGUAAUAUUCUUCAACCAAAUAAAACUAGUGUUCCAAAGUCAUUAAAACCGGACCAUCCAUUCAAGAUUGCUGUUAUUGGAUCUGGUAAUUGGGGGACCACUAUAGCCAAAGUAUUGGCUGAAAAUGCUAAUUAUAGACCUCAUUUAUUUAAACACCAAGUUGAUAUGUGGGUUUUUGAAGAAAAAAUUGACGGUACUAAUUUAACCGGAAUUAUUAAUACUAAACAUGAAAAUGUUAAAUAUUUACCAGGAGUUGAAUUACCAAAGAAUUUACAUGCUGAACCAGAUAUUGUCAAGGCUGCUAAAGACGCUGACUUAUUGGUUUUCAAUUUACCUCAUCAAUUUUUACCUAGAAUCACCAAACAAUUAAAAGGUAACUUGAAACCAACCACCAGAGCAAUUAGUUGUUUGAAAGGGUUGGAAGUUACUCCAGAAGGUUGCAAGUUAUUGUCUACUUAUAUCACCGAACAAUUGGACAUUCCAUGUGGUGCUUUAUCCGGUGCUAAUUUAGCACCCGAAGUUGCUAGAGGUAAAUGGUCCGAAACUACUGUUGCUUAUAAAUUGCCUCGUGAUUUCAAAGGUGCUGGUAAAGAUAUCGAUCAUUUUGUCUUGAAGGCUGCUUUCCACCGUCCAUAUUUCCAUGUUAACGUCAUUGAAGAUGUUGCUGGUGUUUCUGUUGCUGGUGCUUUGAAAAAUAUCGUGGCUUUGGCUGUUGGUUUCGUCGAAGGUUUAGGUUGGGGUGAUAAUGCCAAAUCGGCAAUUAUGAGAGUUGGUUUAUUGGAAAUUAUUAAUUUUUCAAAAGAAUUCUUCCCAGAAUCUAAAGCUUCGACUUUCACCGUUGAAAGUGCCGGGGUUGCUGAUUUAAUUACUACUUGUUCCGGUGGUCGUAACGUUAAAGUUGGUCGUUACAUGGCUGAAACUGGUGAAGAUGCUCAAGCUGCAGAAAAAAAAUUAUUAAAUGGUCAAAGUUCUCAAGGUAUUAUUACUGCUAAAGAAGUUCAUGAAUUAUUAUCCAAUGUCGAUAAAACUUCUAAAUAUCCUUUAUUCGAAGCUACUUAUCAAAUCAUUUACGGUAGUGAAUCAAUUGAAAACUUGCCAGUCUUAUUAGAAACCAGUAGCUAUAUUUAAUUCUCUCAUUUAAUAGAUUUUCUAGUGAUUGUUUUUAACUUUUCAUCAACGCA
Hyphopichia burtonii NRRL Y-1933 is the source of this 1280-nucleotide messenger RNA. RefSeq names its product glycerol-3-phosphate dehydrogenase (NAD(+)) (gene GPD1). Gene Ontology annotation, molecular function: NAD binding; protein homodimerization activity; glycerol-3-phosphate dehydrogenase [NAD(P)+] activity. NCBI's taxonomy places the organism in Eukaryota, Fungi, Ascomycota, Pichiomycetes, Serinales, Debaryomycetaceae. Bases 55 to 1227 code for a protein of 390 amino acids. The transcript has a single exon. Gene Ontology annotation, cellular component: nucleus; glycerol-3-phosphate dehydrogenase (FAD) complex; cytosol. The record is from RefSeq and is a predicted model, not a curated record. Gene Ontology annotation, biological process: carbohydrate metabolic process; glycerol-3-phosphate catabolic process.